AUGGCGAGCGCGAACGGCAACGGGCAGCCCAUGCCGGUGCGCAUCAACGGCCAGACACACGGGCAACCACCCACGCAAGCACCCGCCCACGCCCACGCCCACGCCCACGCCCACGGCCACGGACAGGCCGCCAACCUGCGCGAAAUGGGCUUUGCGGGCGCCCGCAGUCCGCCCAGCAACAAGAGCACCUCACACGUCCCCUGCAAAUUCUACAGACAGGGCGCAUGCCAGGCCGGCAAGGCUUGUCCCUUUCUGCACUCGGACGAGCCCGUCACCGAGCGCGCGCCUUGCAAGUACUUUACAAAGGGCAACUGCAAGUUUGGCCACAAAUGCGCCCUCGCCCACAUCCUCCCCAACGGCCACGUCGUCAACGGCAACAUGGGCAGAGGCCACUUUGGCCGCGUCAACAUCCACAGCCAGGACCCGCCCCUCAACAGCUCGCUGCUGACCAUGCAAGCACACAUGGCCCCCAUGCAGCCCGGCUACCCGUACCCCGCCCAGGACGACCCCUACGCCAUGCCCAAGGCCCACUACGACAUGAUACCCACCAUCGACACCACCUUCUCCUCCCACCCGGGCUCCAACUACGGCUCUCCGCCAAACGACAACCAACGCCUCGCCCUGUCGCCCGUUCAGAAAGGCCUCGGCGUCAUGGACGUCCCCUUGCCCGCCUCCUUUGACAGCCAGGGCAUCUCCCACAUGGCACGCUACGGCCCCAUCGCCUCCUCGGUGCCCGCCAAGUUCCUCGCCGCCUCCCCGCCUUCCUCGUACCACGCCGACUCGUCUGCCCUGCGCAACCUCCACGACUCGGCUUUCGGCGACGGCGCAAGACGGAGGGCAGCUGUGUUGGGUUCCUCGCCGCCAGACUCGGUCGAUCCGCCCGUGGGGCGGCGGAUGCUGCACUCUGAGCUGGCCGCAAACCGCUCGAGGAACCUCAUGUCCUCGAGCGUCGGCGCGCGCCCGGCCUACAAGGACGAGGACUGGGACGACACAGACAUGAUCGGCAAGUUCGAGGAGGACCUGCUGCCGCACUCGCUCAGCGACCUCCUCACCCCGCAGGAGAAGAUGCGCCGCUUCUCGCGCGACCAGGGCGACAGCGAGAGCAACUCGUUCUCGCACCAAGCCUCCCUGUCGAGGUUUGGCGCUUCCCCCACGCCAUCCGACACGCGAUACGGCUCCCCCUCCGCAGCCACCGCCUCGCCCUCGCGCUUCCAAUCCCUCUGGGGCAAGUCACGCCCCAUGAACGACAACUUCGAGUCUGGCUCCCUCCCAGGCGCCUCGGCGUUUGGCCACGUCGGCUCACCCCUCCGCAACUCGAGCCUCCACGCCGGCGCAUCUCCGUCCCUCCGUGCCAUGGCCCGCCCUCCCUCUGUCGACACGAGUCCCUUUGUCUCCUCCCCGCCCCGCCAAGCCUCCAUGAGCAUGAUCAGCCAGCAAUUCCAACGCACACGUCUGUCCUCCCGCGACGAAGCAGCAGCCGCAGCCUUGGCCAGCACCCCGACCUCGAACCCGCAGCACCCGGGCAUCAACCGCCUGACCUCUGGCUCGAGCAUAGGCAGCUCCAGCGGCCGGCUGGGGAACCUAGACCGCGCCGUCAGCAGCAGCAGCAUCAAUCGCGAGAGGAUCGAGGAAGAGCAGGGCCUGUUCAGCAUGGAGGAGGAAGAGGACUUGAAGAAGAGCCAGGACGGCGCGAGCACGACGAGCAGCACAAGCAACAAGCGUCUGAGCGGGCUGAGCUGGGGCAGUGGAGGCAAGGGGAGUCCCAACCUGCAGCCCGUCGGCGCGCAGAAGAGCUCCGUCCUGAGCGGGCUGGGCAAAGAGACGGGGGGUGGUGCUUGGGGGCGGUGA
Molecule: messenger RNA, 1848 nt
Organism: Ascochyta rabiei
Lineage: Eukaryota; Fungi; Ascomycota; Dothideomycetes; Pleosporales; Didymellaceae
Exons: 3
Coding region: 1-1848 (615 amino acids)
Biological process (GO): protein polyubiquitination
Molecular function (GO): metal ion binding; ubiquitin protein ligase activity
Source: RefSeq, a predicted model, not a curated record